UCACACGAAAUGGCAGCCAAAUUCCUCAUGAUCCUGUCCCUGGCGGCGGCGGCUCGCGGCGGCGUGCCCGGGGCGCGGCUGGAGUACCCGGAUGAGCCGGCGCACUACGAGUACCAGUACUCCGUGUCGGACGCCAGCACCGGCGACAGCAAGCAGCAGCAGGAGGCGCGCGCCGGCGACAGCGUCAGCGGCUCCUACAGCCUGCUGCAGCCCGACGGCCUCACGCGCCACGUGCGUUACUCCGCCGACGCGCUCGCGGGCUUCAACGCCGAGGUCACCUACGAGGGCGCCCCCGCCCCCGCCAACAUCGCCUACGCCGCCCCUGCCGCUAAGGUAGCCUACUCCGCCCCGAUCUCUUACGCCGCUCCCGUCGCCAAAGUCGCGUACUCUGCCCCCAUCUCCUACGCUGCUCCCGUCGCUAAAGUAGCCUACUCCGCCCCGAUCUCUUACGCCGCCCCCGUGGCUAAGGUAGCCUACUCUUCUCCCAUCUCCUACUCCGCCCCAUUGUCCUACGCGGCCCCCGUGGCUAAGGUGUCGUACGCGUCGCCGCUGUCUCAGGUGAGCUUCGCGUCCCCCGCCGUCUCCUACCACCACUAACUGUAGUCCUAGCUCAUACCAAUAUUUAUUGUACAAAUAGUAGCAAAUAUAAUUUGUUGAAGAUUUA
Molecule: messenger RNA, 664 nt
Organism: Aricia agestis (brown argus)
Lineage: Eukaryota; Metazoa; Arthropoda; Insecta; Lepidoptera; Lycaenidae
Product: larval cuticle protein A1A-like
Exons: 2
Coding region: 10-597 (195 amino acids)
Cellular component (GO): extracellular matrix
Source: RefSeq, a predicted model, not a curated record